AUGAUGCUGGAGUCUGAAGAGACCAAGAGGGUCAUGUGUGCAAUGCAAGAGGCCAAAGGCUUGAUGGAGAUGAGGAACGUUCCAGAAGAUCGGAAUGUGAGGGAACCUGCACAUGCAGUUGGCCGUGGACGAACACUUGGAGAUUACAACAGGCCUGAGCAGUUCUAUGCAAAUCGGUCUGCGAUCCGCACCCAUGCGUUUGAGGACUUGUUGGAGCCAGGAUCACUCACUACUUGGGAGGAGACCAGGAAUGCCUUCCUGCACAACUUCUUUGAUGAUGCUAGGUCUGAGGAAUUGAGAACAAAAAUCUCUACAUUCUCUCAAGAACCAACUGAGGCGUUCAAGGCUUCUUGGGUGCGAUUCAAAUCGUACCAGCGAGACUGCCCCCAUCAUGGCUUCAGCGAUGUGCAGCUGUUAGGUAUCUUCUUCAGAGGUAUUGAUUGGAAGUAUCAGAUGGCUCUUGAUGCAGCGAGCAAUGGAAAUUUCAACACCAGAUACCCAGACGAAGCUGUUGAGCUCAUCGAAAACUUGGCGUCCAGCAAUAGCACCAAGAAUGCUGAUCUUGAGCGGAAGAAGCAAGCUGGGAACAUGGAUAGAUCGCAGAUUGCUGAGGUGAAAGCUAAGCUUGACUCUUUGCAUAGCCUUCUAGUGGGUAAGAAGUCUGUCAGAUUCGCACAGGAAGUGGAGAGUUUCGAACCUGAGGAUGAAGCUGAGGAGGAAGAUGUCAACUUUGUCAAUGGAUCAGGGUUUCAGGAGCAGAGGUUUGGUAAUCAGCAAGGUAACAGAAGCUUCAGUGGAAACAAUCAGAGGAGCACCUUCAACAGUAAUCAGAACUUCUCUGGUUACACGCCUAAGCCUCAAUACCAGAAGCCUUAUUCCACCAACAGUUUUUCCAAAAACUACAGUACUCCUUCAGCUCAACCUCAAACUCCUGACAAUGAGAUGAAGUCUAUGCUAGAACAAAUUUUGGAAGGACAGCAGAAGCUCACUGUGGACUUCAAUGGAAAGAUGGAUGCUUUCUACCUUGAUCUGAAUGGGAAAAUCGAAGCUUUGAACACCCAUGUCAAGCAGCUCGAUAUGCAGGUUGCUCAGACUGCAGGGUCUGUGAAACAACAAGAAGGUUUUCUUCUUGGGAAGACUGACACCAAUCUGAGACAUCACUGUAGUGCUAUCACGUUGAGGAGUGGUAAAAAUCUGAGUUUUGAUCCUAAGAAGACGCCUCCUGCAGCUGAAGUCGUGGAUUUGGAAGAUCCUGAAGAAGUUCCUGAAAUUGCAGAGCCGGAUUCGAGCGACACCACAACCAGUGUCUACAAACCUAAAGUUCCUUACCCAAGGAGCCCUAGGAAGUCCAAGCAAGAGCUCGAUGAUGCACAAUGCAAAGCUUUGAUGGAAAAGCUUGUGAUUGAGAUAUGUUUGGUUGAUGCUGUGAAAAUCACUCCUGUUAUCAGGCGUUAUGUGAAGCGAAUGGUGACCAACAAUCUCAGCCAUGAACAAGGAGUGAUGAUGAUUUCUGAGCAAGUCAGUGCUGUGAUUCAGAACUGA
Messenger RNA from Eutrema salsugineum, 1542 nucleotides. RefSeq lists its product as uncharacterized. The record is from RefSeq and is a predicted model, not a curated record. NCBI's taxonomy places the organism in Eukaryota, Viridiplantae, Streptophyta, Magnoliopsida, Brassicales, Brassicaceae. Bases 1 to 1542 code for a protein of 513 amino acids. The transcript is spliced from 4 exons.